Molecule: messenger RNA, 2969 nt
Organism: Harpia harpyja (harpy eagle)
Lineage: Eukaryota; Metazoa; Chordata; Aves; Accipitriformes; Accipitridae
Gene: CGAS
Product: cyclic GMP-AMP synthase
Exons: 5
Coding region: 130-1650 (506 amino acids)
Biological process (GO): paracrine signaling; positive regulation of type I interferon production; activation of innate immune response
Cellular component (GO): site of double-strand break; cytosol; nucleus
Molecular function (GO): chromatin binding; double-stranded DNA binding; 2',3'-cyclic GMP-AMP synthase activity
Source: RefSeq, a predicted model, not a curated record
CCCGGCUGUCGGGCAGAAGGGCGCGGGUUUCGUUUCCUCAGCGGAGGAGCGUUGCCUGGAAGAGGAAGGCCGCCUGAGGCGAAAGGCGGGAAUCCGCGCCGCGGAGCCGGCGGUGAGGGAGCGGAGGCCAUGGACGGCAGAGGGGAGCGGGGCGGGCGGAGAGGGCGGCCCGCGGCCUCGCGGGGCCGGGGCGCGGUGAAGGCCGCAGCCCGCAGCUCCUCGCUGGGCCGGGGCCGGAGCGCGGGCGGCGGGCCGGGGACCGCCGCCGCCACCCUCCGUGGAGCGCGGAGGGACGGAUCCGCCGCCCGGCGCGGCCCCCCGGCGAGGCGAGGCUCCGUCGUCAGGAACCUGCCGGCGGGCCCGGCCGCGGGGGGUGAAGAGGCCCCCGCCGCCCCUCGGAGCAGGGCAGCGGCCGCCGGAGCCCCCACGGCGCGGAGGCGAGCGGCGGUGCCCGAAGGGGCGGUCGUUCCCCCCGUGGCGGCCGCCUCGUCGUCGGGCGGCCCGCGGCUGCGGGAGGUGCUGUCGCGGCUGAGCCUGGGCCGGCAGGACGUGUCCGAGGCGUCGGGGCUGGUGAACCAGGUGGUCUCGCAGCUGAUCCAGGCCAUCCGGAGCCAGGAGGGCAGCUUCGGCUCCAUCGAGCGGCUGGGCGCCGGCAGCUACUACGAGCACGUCAAGAUAUCUGAACCGAAUGAGUUUGACAUCAUGCUCGUAAUGCCUGUUUCAAGACUUCAGCUGGAUGAAUGUGAUGACACUGGAGCCUAUUAUUACCUAACAUUCAAAAGAAAUCCGAAAGAGAAGCAUUUGUUUAAGUUUUUAGAUGAAGAUGGAAAAUUAUCAGCCUUUAAAAUGCUUCAAGCACUAAGAGACAUUAUUAAACGAGAAGUAAAAAACAUUAAAAAUGCAGAAGUAACUGUGAAAAGGAGGAAGGCUGGAAGCCCUGCAAUAACUCUUCAGAUCAAAAAUCCUCCAGCAGAAAUAUCAGUGGACAUCAUCUUAACUUUGGAAGUUCAGCAGAGCUGGCCGCCCAGCACACAGGAUGGCCUCAAAAUUGAACAGUGGCUUGGAAGAAAAGUCAGGGGAGAGUUCAGAAACAAAUCACUUUAUUUAGUAGCCAAGCAAAACAAAAAAGAAAAGGUUCUAAGAGUUGCAGACACUGGUACUUACUGCUGUGGAACAGUUUUAACAAUCUUGUACUCAACUUUAGGAAACACCUGGCGACUCUCUUUCUCGCAUAUUGAGAAGGCCAUGCUGAACAACCACGGCAGCUCAAAGACAUGUUGUGAAUCUGAUGGACCAAAGUGCUGUAGGAAAGGUUGUCUUAAGCUUCUGAAGUAUCUUCUAGAGCAACUUAAAAUGAAAUAUACAAAACAGUUGGAAAAAUUCUGUUCAUAUCACGUCAAAACUGCUUUUUUCCACUCGUGUGUCAUGUGGCCAAAUGACACAGACUGGCAUUUGGGAGACCUGGAUCACUGCUUUCAGAAAUACCUGGGAUAUUUUCUGGAUUGCCUGCAAAAAUCUGAGCUGCCACACUUUUUUAUUCCCCGAUACAACUUGCUCAGCCUGGAAGAUAAAGCGAGCAGUGAUUUCCUUUCAAGACAAAUAAACUAUCAGUUGAACAACAGAUUUCCAAUAUUUCAGGAGAGGUAUUAAAAACAUUGUUUACAUUAGCUAUCUAAUCAUGUAUAUUUGCAUAUUUAAAGCCAGAAGUUCUGCACCUUAAGUUACUCCUCAGUAGUCCUAUACUACAAAAACCAAAACAAAAUCAAGGACACUAAGAGAAAGUUGCAUACUUCAGUUGCACUGCUUAGCCAUAACCCUUAAAAGAAAUAGGACGGUUUAAGUAACAUUUAUCUUCCCUAUCCAAAUGUAGAUAUCACCUGCAAAAUAUCUUCAAGGUAUGCAAAGAAAGUACAGAAGAAUUUGCAGUAGUUAAGUUUCCCACAUGUAACUUCUACGAUUCCAAAUAUAAAGGCAUCAAUGACUGGGUAAAGUGAAAAAUGAUGAUUUUAUUUAAAAUGAAGAUCCAUUGCAGAAUAUCCAAAAUACAUCCCUGCUUUCAAAAGAAAACAAUAAAAAGUCACUGGAGUUACUUUGACAUAAACCAGAACAACUUCUCCAGAUCAGCUGGGUGGAUGAAGACCUUUUGCAGAGGACAGUCACCAGCAGCAGAGAGAGAAUAUGGUAUCAAAACAGUAUGAAGUUCCUGAAGUAACUUACCUUCUCUGAGUCUUCAGAAUUGCUUUAGAAAUUAGUCUUUUCACUGGACUUUGGACAGGAAGCAAUCAUUAUCUAAUGUGCUGCAAAACAGUACAUGUUAUUGUGCCAAUGAGCAUUUGUGUGACAACUCUUGUGGAAAGAAAUGUAUCUUCAACCCGUAUCGAGGAGGCAGAGUGUCCAUGUGAAAGGUUAUCAAAACCAAAAUGCAGCAUGAAUCUGACAUUCUCAGAAUUGGAAUUCAGCUCAGUUUUUCUUAUGUUGAAGAGUAUGUGUUUUAGGAAAAAAAAUAAUAAUUGUAAUAUUUCCUAUUAUUGAAAUCGUGCAGGUGAUAAAUACGGAGCAUUUGGGAACUGCUGUGCUGUAUUUUGCUUUUUCUUAAAGAAGCCAUGGGAAGUCCAUAUUUUUAGCCUACUUUUUGAAGGCAAAAUAACCUACUGGCUUAAAUAAUGCCCAGACUUCACCUCAGUUAUGAGGAUAUAAAAGAAGAGGGAAGGCCAGAAGAACAUUUAGAGAAUAAUUUUACUAUAAUAGUCUCAUCUUACUAGAUUCAGUUUAUUAUUCAUUUCAUCAUAUGACAUGAGUAAACACAAGUUCAGACUAAGUGUCAAAUGAAGGAAUAGCUCCUUCCCAUGUAACUUCCAACAAGUGAAAACACACCCCAUUAUCAUUAGCAGUCUGUGUGACAGAACCUGACAUCCAAACAUAAAAUUUGAAUCAACUCUAUCUGAAAAAAAUAGAAGCAGACCUUGAAA